Limulus polyphemus (Atlantic horseshoe crab) is the source of this 1620-nucleotide messenger RNA. RefSeq names its product transcriptional protein SWT1-like. The transcript has 11 exons. The record is from RefSeq and is a predicted model, not a curated record. Lineage: Eukaryota; Metazoa; Arthropoda; Merostomata; Xiphosura; Limulidae. Bases 615 to 1463 code for a protein of 282 amino acids.
AAUAAUAUUGUAUUGUAACAAUGCCACUAGCACCUUUUGUUGAUGCCCAUAAUAAUAAUAUUGUAUUGUAACAAUGCCACUAGCACCUUUUGUUGAUGCCCAUAAUAAUAAUAUUGUAUUGUAACAAUGGCACUAUCACAUUUUGUUGAUGUCCAUAAGAAUUAUAUUAUAUUGUAAUCUUAAGAAAUUCAUUGUAUUGUAACAAUGCCACUAGCACCUUUUGUUGAUGCCCAUAAAAAUGAUAUUGUAUUGUAACCUUAAGAAAUUCAUUGUAUUGUAAAGUUAAACUAGUCCAUUUGCUGAUAUAGCCCAUAGGAAGUCAUUUUUUCUGAUAGUGUCAGAAGAAGUUUUACUGAAAUACGGUAUAGUAUACCACUAUUUUUAGUUGCUUAGCACUUAAAGCAGAAAUAUGUAUAAAAAUUUUAAUGAUUAGCUCCAGCUGUAGAAAUAAAAGCUAGUGAACUGUAUAAAUGUUGGAUGUUUGCUGUUUUAGCAAUCAGAACAGCUGAAAAUGAAGCAUCUGAAAUUCUUAAGAAGAAUGUAGACAAAGUGGUCAGAGAAGCAGAGGGUCUUCUGAAACAGGUUUUGAUUCUAGUUUUGAUUUCUAGACUGAAAUGAAAGAGUCAUGGCAAGAAACUGAAAUUCAUCCUAUGCCCUGGACAUUAAUCCAAAUCUUGAAGUACAUUCAAAGCCAUUGGAACACUGUUUUUGGCUUUAUAUUUACCCGAGAUGUCAAGAGUAUUAUUGACAAACUAGUGAAUGAAUUGAAAGACUCUCAAGGAAACAUAUGUGAGAAAAAAAAUGCUCUGAACUUCUUCAGUUCUGCUAUCUCGCUCUCUUACUGUAUUCAGCGGAUCUAUGGCUCAACAUCAGCAUCUAUUGAGAGACUAAAACAGUUGCGAAAACACUGCCAUUCUCUCAGUGUGGAUCAGAUUUGUAUGAACACACAGUUAGAAGUACAGUUGAUAGACAGUAGACCAUUAUGUACAGAAUCUCAGCAGAAACGGGUUUUUGAGAUGUUUCGGUAUGUAUGGGAAGUCAUUAAUCAUGUGAGUGGUAUGUUACUUGACUCUCUGGAUUUCUUACAUAAUCUACAGUACAAUCGUCCUAAUCCUGUACCUAACAGAGAAGAGGCCAUGGAUUUCCUCCCAAGGUUUUUUCCAAAACUCAAAACUCUGAAAAGACAAAUGCAGAGUGUUGUACAGUCAAGUUCAUCAAGUGAUUUACAGUAUAAAGAAUCAGUUUCACAACUCUUCAACAGUUUAAUUCACUUUGUUCCACAAUUAGAAGUUCAGUUGAACACUCCCACUCCUGACACCAUUACCAUAGAAAUGAUGGAAUUGUAUUGUGGUAACCCAAACAACAGGGAAUGCCUAGCUAGUGGCUACGAUGAGCUUGUUCAGUUUUACGGUUUGGUUCAUCAAUGUAUUAUGAACACUGAUGGAACAUCUGAUCUAAACUAGAACCUGCAACAAGAAUUUGAGGAGAAAUCUGAUGGCAGGUCCACAGAAAUCAGGAAGCAAAUAAGGAAAAUGACGUUCCAAGUUGGAUUAGUUUGACUUAAGCUUUUCACCAGAGUCAGUCUUUAUAAAAUCUUGUCCUGCACAAAACAUUUAGAAA